AUGGAUUACGGAACGGAUGAAAAAAUUCGGAUGGCUUUAAAAUGGGACGAAGCAUUCCGCCGUGUCUUGACCCGAGUAAAUUUUGACCACGUCGACGUUGACCUCUUCACCUAUCGCGGGAUGGACGUCCAAUCCUCCAGAAACACAGAACUGAGCCUGAAACUCUUGUUUAUUGCCGUCGCCGUAAUGAUUCUCUUUUCGAUGGUAAGUUGUGCGACGUUCGACUCCAUCGGCAGUAAACCGUGGGUGGGGAUAGCCGGACUCUGCAGUCCCACCUUGGCCACCGCAGCGGCUUUUGGUUUGCUACUACACUGCGGAAUAGAAUACUUCGAUACCAACAUCGUUGUGGCUUUCCUCGUGACUGGCAUCGGCUUAGACGAUUCCUUCGUCCUGUUGGCCGCUUGGAGACGAACAAACGAAGAAAACAGCGUGAAAGAGCGAACGAGCCAAACUUUUUCGGAAGCGGGAGUGUCCAUCACCAUCACUUCCUUGACCAACUUGUCUUGCUUCUGUAUAGGAAUCGCAUCGUCUUACAGAGUUGUUCGUAUCGCCUGCAUUUACAGCUGUCUGUCUAUCUUGAUGGACUUCAUCUACCAAAUCUUCUUCUUCGGAGCUCUUUUGGCACUCGACGGUUACAGAGAAAAACAUCGUCUUAAUGCCCUUCUCUGUUAUCCUGUCAAACGAAAAGACGUCGAAAAUGAACAAUUUGAAACCGAAACAGACAGGGCGCGAUCGAAUAAUAGUGAUGGUGCCAUGAAAUUCCUCUCCGAACGGUUGGGAACACUUCUCGACUAUCCUCACUCGAUACAAGUCGUUUUUAAUCAGUCUCUUGAUUAUUCUAAUUCUAACGUACAAGAAGAAGUAGAGAACAUUUUACGAACGUUCGAGAGCUCUCCUUACAUUAGUGGAAGCAACCUCACAAUGUGUUGGAUAAGGAAAUAUCUUUCUUUCAUUCGCGAUAAGAAAAUAAACUACUUGAUAAAAGAUUUUAACACCAGCGAUUCUCGAGGAUUCGUAGAAGGACUGAAACUAGUAUUUUUGCGACUUAAACCAUUCUCUUAUUUCCGGAAAGACAUUGCGUGGAACAGCGAGCGAAACCAAAUCGUUGCUUCCAGAUGUUUUGUGACGUCAAAAGGAGUCAGAAGUGGAAACGACGAAAAAAUUAUGUUGGAAAAUUUGCGUGCGACCGCAGAUCUUAGCAAGUAUCGAGUAUUUGCAUACAAUGCUUUCUUCGUCAUUUACGAACAACACUUGAAUAUGCCCACCCUCUUUCUGCAAAACAUAGGGGUUGCCAUGGGCGUGGUGUGUCUGAUAUUCCUAGCGUUGAUACAGAAUAUUUCUUACGCUCUUUGUGUCAUGUUGAAUUUGGUGUGUAUCAUGGUGGAAUCCGUAGGAUUCAUGAUUCCUUGGAAAGUUAACUUGGACAUGAUAUCGGUCAUGCUUUUAACGAUGAGUGCGGGAAUUUGCAUCGACUUUUCGUCUCACGUGGCAUACGCUUACAAUUGUUGUCUAGACGAAUCUCCCGAAAAAAAGAUUAGAGUUUCGCUGUACGCAGUGGGGUACCCCAUAGUGCAGGGAUGUCUGUCGACAAUACUGUGUGUAGUAGUUUUCGUAUUUGGACCUUCUUAUACGUUCGUCGUAUUUUCCAAGGUAAUCUCCUUGGUUAUGAUUUUUGCCCUUUUUAACGCUAUGAUUCUGUUACCGGUAAUCCUGAGUGUGGCUGAUUCCAUUCGUGGUUUUUGGAACAAGAAAAAGAUCGCCAUCAAUUCCACUUCAUAA
Centruroides sculpturatus (bark scorpion) is the source of this 1779-nucleotide messenger RNA. Its product is annotated as patched domain-containing protein 3-like. The transcript is spliced from 4 exons. Lineage: Eukaryota; Metazoa; Arthropoda; Arachnida; Scorpiones; Buthidae. The coding region runs from base 1 to 1779 and encodes 592 amino acids. The record is from RefSeq and is a predicted model, not a curated record. Gene Ontology annotation, cellular component: membrane.